AUGGCCUAUCGAACAGAAAUGGGUCUCUAUUUCUCUUACUACAAGACUCUAAUCACAGCACCGUCUUUUUUAACUGGUCUUGCUCAAAUCACAUCGGACAAUGUGACUGAAUAUGGUCAUACGAUCAAUACCCUCAAGCGUUUCAAUCUUUAUCCAGAGGUGACUCUCGGCUUUCUCUAUCGUCAAUUUCGGGCUUUCGCUGGUGUAAUGCGAUGGCAAGUAGAGACAUGUUGGCAGAUCGGUCGUGGAGAGGGAUGGAGUCCUGUUCAAAGUUGUGCCGGAAUCGGCAACUCUCACUACUUUUACAUUAUUGGCGUCUUCGCUAUUGCUGGCACAGUGGCUGGAUCCUUGUUUUUAUUAGGCACUUUGCUAAGUGAUUCGAUGAUGGGCGGUUUAUUGUCUGUGAUUUUCUUUGCUUUCAAUCACGGAGAGUCGACAAGAGUUCAAUGGACUCCGCCAUUAAGAGAAUCCUUUUCAUAUCCGAUUAUUCUCUUCCUAAUGGUUCUUGUCACUUAUAUUCUCAAAACAAGAAAAUCGGGCAGAAAAUGGAUGAUCGGAAUGGUUUGUUGUGCUGUUCCAGCUCUGCUUUCAUGGCAAUUCGCACAGUUUUCCUUCUUUACUCAAAUUUGUGCCCUUUUCGCGACUCAUGUAUUAGAUUAUGCGCCAAUUGAAACUAUGAAAACAUUAGCAUUCGGGCAUUUGAUUUCUUUCGGCAUCUCAUUCAUCUUUCUAUUUGGGAAUGAAAUGCUACUCACAUCUUUGUAUUUCUCAUCAAUUCUCACGUUUUUGAUUCUUUUGCUACUCGACGAUGUGUUGCAACGAGUUUCUUUUCGGCCAAUCUAUAUACUCCUUGAAGUUCUUAUUUUCAUUGCUGGAACAUUGCUAAUUAAACAAGCAAUCUCUACUUUAUUAAAUGUGGAAGAUGAUGCACACAUUUUUGAUAUUCUUAAGAGCAAGUUCACGGAUUUUGCUUCUUUCCACACACGACUUUACACCUGUGCCGCCGAGUUUGACUUUUUGCAAAAGGAGGCUCUCUGGAAAUUGUCCUACUCUCUUUUAAUUCCCGUUGGACACUUGAUACCAUUCGAUCAACUCUGCAAAAUCCCAUUCACCGAGCCAAUUCUAUGGAGAAAUCUGGAAAUGCGAACGGGAAAAACGCCUGAGCUUUUGUACAACUCGGUGCAACUUCUUUCGGCUGGUUGUAUGGCGCUUCUCAUCAUGCGCCUCAAACUUUUCUUUACUCCACAUCUCGCUGCUUGUGCCGCAAUGAUACUUAAUGAAAAAAUAAUUUCCUCGAUAAUUCAUCGUCCCUAUGGGGGAAAUGUGCGUCUUGCUGUUUUUGGAGCUGUGGUGGCAGCAGCCGCGUAUCAAGGAAUCCCGGCGAUUCGACAGCAACUAUCGAUUAUUGGAGAAUAUAUGAAUCCAGAACAAGAGCUACUUUUCAAUUGGAUAAACGAGCAGACACCGAAAAAUGCGGUCUUUGGAGGCACAAUGCCAGUGAUGGCAAAUGUAAAGCUUUCAACACUUCGCCCGAUCACAAAUCAUCCACAUUAUGAAGAUGUUGGAAUUAGAGAAAGAACUUUGAAAGUUUACUCAAUGUUUUCGAAAAAGCCACUACGAGAAGUUUACAAGACGCUGAAAGCGAUGAAAAUCGACUACUUUGUAUUUCAGAUUAUGAACUGUGCUCCGCAUCAUGCAAGAGCUGAGUGCAGCUAUCGAUCGAUGUGGGAUCUUCACGAUCCAUCGAAUGCGAGAAGGGAAAGUCUUUGUGAUGUUUGGGAAAGACUUCUCAAUGGACAUCCCGAGGACAUUUCCCCCUUCAAAAUGGUUUACAAUCAAAAUGGCUACACCGUCUUUCAGAUU
Messenger RNA from Mesorhabditis belari, 1863 nucleotides. NCBI's taxonomy places the organism in Eukaryota, Metazoa, Nematoda, Chromadorea, Rhabditida, Rhabditidae. The record is from the annotation of a GenBank genome assembly.